ACACGGUUGCGGCUAAAAGAGGAAGCUAACUAGUUACUUCAGACUUUAUAAGAAUCCCAUUUAAAGAUGUCGGGGCGCUCGGUUCGCGCGGAGACAAGAAGCCGGGCUAAAGAUGACAUUAAGAAGGUGAUGGCGGCGAUAGAGCGAGUCCGGAGAUGGGAGAAGAAGUGGGUGACUGUUGGAGACACGUCCCUGAGGAUCUUCAAGUGGGUUCCUGUAGUGGACACCAAGGAGAAGGAGAAGAGUAAAGUUCCAGCUGCCGAGGUUCAGAUAAACACUUUCUCUUCAGAGGAUACCACUGAUAACUCCUGCACUGCUCUGCUAGACUACCAAGAUGAGAACAGCAGCCACAGCUCUCUCUCAGACUCGUUCCAGAGUAAAGUGAUCCCCGCCGACAGCAGCACCAACUCCAGUCCACAGCGCAGUGAGCCCGUCAGCCCCGCCACACACACUCACACUCACACACUAUCACACACCCACGAGUACCGCCCCGACGAACCACCGCCACCCACACUCGGACAGGAGUGUUUGGAGGAGACGUCGCUGCAGAGUGAGAUGGCUGAUGAACCACCGACGCUGAUUAAAGAAGAUAUUUUACCUGUUACAGCUCAGGAAGAAGAAGAGGAAGACUCUGGAGCUCCGCCUAUUAAAAGAGUGUGUACUGAGCAGACGUCUGUUCUCCAGUCUAUUCUGACCAGUUAACACACACACUUUAAAAUAUGCACGCACACACACACACACACACACACACACACACACACCAGUAAUCAUUCCUGCACUGGGAGCGAAGCAGGUGUGCUGCGUUUGUGCCCUCUGUACCAGGGGUGAAGCUCAGCCGAUGAACUGCUGCAAGGCAUUCUGGGUAACAUACUGUAGCACCAGGUAGAGAAUUUAGAGGCAUUUGUUGUCAUUUAUUAUUAUCAGAUACAGAAUAUAGUUUAAACAUUUAAGUCUGAGACGUUUUGUCCGGCUGCACUCGGCUGAGACCUCAGACCAGACGAUCGGCUCGGGGCGUCUAAACACUGAGAAUAAAUAUAUAAAUAAAUGAAGCGGCAGUUCAUCGACGAUUCCUCCAUAACUGGUACAGAUCACCGGUUUCAAGAUUAUUCAAGAUUAUUUUUAUAAAAUUACCUGUUGGUUCACAUGAUCAGAGUCUGUUACAGUAAAUUAUACACACACACACACACACACACACA
Molecule: messenger RNA, 1196 nt
Organism: Clarias gariepinus (North African catfish)
Lineage: Eukaryota; Metazoa; Chordata; Actinopteri; Siluriformes; Clariidae
Gene: bcl7ba
Product: BAF chromatin remodeling complex subunit BCL7B a
Exons: 6
Coding region: 67-702 (211 amino acids)
Source: RefSeq, a predicted model, not a curated record